GACCCACUCAGGGUCUUGGGACUGAUUUAUCCCAAGAGCCCAAGGUACUUGAUUACUGUCCACGUUGAAGUCACCUGCAGUUCCAGAUCCACAGUGACAGACCACCUGCUGCCUGCUACUGCUGGACCAGGUGCACCUGGGUCUACAGACACAGAGACCUCUAAAAUUAGAGCCUUCCGGAUCCAUCUUUUCUCGUAGAGUUUGCUUUCAACUUUAAGGUGUUCCAAAACGAACCGGAGGACAAGGAGGCUUACAAGAGGAGAACUGCUUGGCACAAAGCUGAAACAGAAAUUGACAUCGAGAAAAGGAUUCUGCAAUGAACAAGCCUCAAAUGUGGGAUCGGUUGAGAAGAGAUGUUCAUCCCAGCGCAGCAAGGAAGCAGAUGGACCACAUGUCUCCUAGGCUGAGAGCCUUCCUCUCUGAACCCAUUGGGGAGAAGGAUGUGGCCUGGGUGGACGGAGUCAGUCGGGAGCUUGCCAUCAAUUUGGUCACCAAAGGUUUCAACAAGGCCUACAUCCUGCUGGGACAGUUCCUUCUGAUGCACAAGAAUGAGGCAGAAUUCCAGAGGUGGAUGAUCUGCUGUUGUGGUGCCACGGAGUACGAAGCCCGCCAGAGCUCCACCUGCCUGAAGGAGUGGUGUGCCUGCUUCCUGUAAACACCCUGGGCUGGCUGCUCUACCCCAGAUAAAUGAUACCAUCACCAUCUA
Messenger RNA from Peromyscus maniculatus bairdii (prairie deer mouse), 706 nucleotides. RefSeq names its product BANF family member 2 (gene Banf2). The record is from RefSeq and is a predicted model, not a curated record. Lineage: Eukaryota; Metazoa; Chordata; Mammalia; Rodentia; Cricetidae. Gene Ontology annotation, molecular function: DNA binding. Gene Ontology annotation, cellular component: condensed chromosome; nucleus. Gene Ontology annotation, biological process: chromosome organization.